GGUUGUCCUUUUGGUAUAAGGACUAAAGUGUAGUUAAAUUGUUUGCUCUGGACUUAUUUAACUAAAAAGACGUGCAGUGAAUCAUUCACUUUUUAUUUGUUGUCCUGUACCUAAAGAUGAAAAUUUGGAAGCCGUUGACGUUGAACUAUUUACAAAUGUUGAUGUUAGUUGAAUGCAGUAUUCCAUUCAACUUAAAGGAAUCACAAUUAUCAACUAAAGUAUGUAUUCAUAAAACUAUAAAUCAUUUAUUCGCGAAGGACGAUACAUUGAGCUUGAUCCCAAAUAAUCGCUUAUGCGAUACAACGAUAUUUGAAAUGGAGUUAAAACGGCCAUUCAUUACGUUAAACAUUAAGAACAUGGACAAUAUUCAGUUACAUUACGAAGGCCAGUUUGUAAUCUGUGCACAGGAUGGAUUUGAUCUAUUUCGCUCAGUGAUUAUACUGCGUGAUGUAGCAGAAAGUCGGGGUAGAGGUAUCGGUAAUGCCAACAUUCUGAUUAUUAUGAACACGGUACAUGUCUCCUUUCUAUUUGAAAGGCUCUGGUUGUAUGGAGUGAAUAACUUAAUCAUUUUAGCUCAUGCUGAAGGAAAGAUGAAACUUUACAUGUCUAAUCGAUAUUCUUCAGCAAAUACCUGUGGAGCAGCUACUAAAGUAAUAAUUUCGGAAGAUUGCGAGGAUCAAAUCAAAUUUGCUUUUACAAAGGAAAUACGUCAGAUGAAUAAUUGCCCACUUACAUUCACCUACCAGAAAGGUACUGUUUACACAAGAGCAGAAAGGUACCCAUACGUCCUUUACGUACUAUACUUUAUCCAAGAAUUAUCAAACCACGUUAACGCCACAUUUAAGCAUUACGCAUACCAGGACUUUAACGAAGGUUAUCGUUUACUAAAAAGUACUACACACAUCUCAGUGACUUGGACAAAUAGUAUAUUAUUAUGGCGUUAUAUGAUAACAGGGCCUAUAAUGACUUGUGAUAUUGUAUGGUUGGUGCCAAUGGCUGUACCAACGUCCACUAUGAAUGUUUUCUUACUAGUCGUCACGUAUGAUCUUUGGAUUGCUAUUGUCAUUGUAUUUAUAUGCGUUUCAUUAACUUGGUGUUUGAUAGUAUCUUACAGUCAAGGAUUUAGCUUUAAUACGCUAUGUUAUGCUUUCUUGUCCGUCUGGUCGCUAACUAUUUCUGGUAAUGUGUCCCAAAUGCCUAGAUCUUUUGCACUACGUAUCACAUUUUUAUGUUAUUUAAUUUAUGUAAUUCACGUUCAAUGCGGAUUGACUUCUAAUAUGGCAACUGUUCUUACAAAACCACGCAUUGGUUUUCAAAUUCGCAAUUUGGAACAGUUGGCAGAUUCUCAGUUGCCCAUAUAUAUUUUCAAGUAUUUCGGAAAAAAACAUUUCCCUUUUCGAUCGACUGGUAGUAAACUUUACAUGCAGUUAGAGAAGGAAUUGCGUGGUGUUGACGAAACGGGACUUGCUUAUUCAGUAAAAGAUGUUUCUGAUCAUAGAAAUUGUGCCGUUAUCACAACGAAGGAAGAUUUGCACGAAAUUGAAAGGGAAAUGUCUUAUAAAUCGGGCGCAUACAAAAUAUGGGAUAAUUCCAUGACGGGAGCGGCUGCAACACGAUUCGUAUUAAUCGCAGAUCAUUAUUUCACACCUACUCUCAAUUCUUUCGUAAGUACAAUGUUUGAAAGUGGAAUUGGUAACAAACGCAAACUGGAUUUUUAUAAACAAUAUCCUAAAAGGACAGAAGUUGAAGAUAUUGAGGACGGGGAACUUACUUUACGACACAUCACUUUCGCAUUCGUUAUACUAGGAUGUGGUCUAGGCAUUUCUUGUCUGGUCUUUUGCUGUGAACACUUUUAUAAUAAAUUUUGAACAUCGAAAUUUUAACCUCAAAAAAAUGUUUGCCUGUUGCAAGCUUUAUGGUAGAUAUAUUUUGUGCACAGUUUUCCUUAUCACUCGAACGGAAACUGAAUAUUUAGCACCGUGUUGUGUUGUUCAAUUUUGCUAUCACGUCAAUCCAUGAGGUGGCAAAAAAAUUGUUAAUACAAUUUAAUUAUUGGAGUGUGUGAUGUCAGUAUAUAUUAAAUUGAGCACUCUGGUUUUUCUCAAGAUACAAUAAUGUAUCUGAAAUAGGUUGACAUAUCUGUUCCCUGCCCUGUUAUUGUAAGUGAUGUAGAUUACACGCGUUGGCUCACUCGUAUGCUGUUUUAGAUAGAGACUCACUGUAGAUCUUGCGGCAUUAUACAGAUAUGCUCCGUUAUGAACGCAGGAUAUUGUUGGGGAACAUACAUAACUUUAUGUCAUUAUUGUCUGGUGAUCGUCCAGCUCAGCAAAGAAAGUAUUUCUAACUCAAAAAAGGAUAGCCGGUAUUAGCACAUAUGAAUCUUGCCGACCAAUUUUUAAGAAAUUCAGUACUUUAGCUCUUGCAUCUAUAUACAUUUCAGAAGUAUCAUCAUCUAUUUUCAGUAAUGGGCAUCAUUUAUUACGUAACUGUAAUUUACAUUCACAUAACACUCGACACAAAGAUCAUUUUGUAACUCCCUCUUCAAGGCUUAAGCUAGCAGAAAUUUCUUCUACGUCAAUGGGAAUUAAAUUAUAUAAUGUCCUUCCCAAAAGUGUAACAGGUCAGAAUACAUUCAAGAGUUUAGGGCAGCUAUAAAAGCAAUUUCUUUUAGUUCAAGCACCAUAUCCUGUGGAUGAGUUUUUUAACUUUUGUUUUCGAAACUAGUUUUAUGUAAAUAUUUAAACGUGUUCUAGUAUUAUAAAUUGUGGAGUUAUAUGUUUGUACUGUGUACAUUUGACGUAUCUCAUGCAAUGGCUCACAUUGUCAGAGAUAAUAAAUCAAUAGUGAAAAAAAAAUAUUUAAAUAUUGAAAUUUGCACGGAUGAAGGUAUUUAAUUGAAAAAUGCCACUUGUUUCUUCACCGAGCACCUAUAGUUAUAAUUAAGGUAACUAAAAUUUGUAUUUAAAUAAGCGCAUUGGUUAUUAUCUAAUCCGUCAUUAUUAAAUGUUGUAGUCAUAGGCAUUUAAGGGUUGUGGCAAUUGUAAGUGGUGCCAGCUGUUCAUUAUAGCAUAACCCUUUAGCCAUUGUGGUCUACUGGGCUA
Molecule: messenger RNA, 3101 nt
Organism: Photinus pyralis (common eastern firefly)
Lineage: Eukaryota; Metazoa; Arthropoda; Insecta; Coleoptera; Lampyridae
Exons: 1
Coding region: 117-1868 (583 amino acids)
Cellular component (GO): membrane
Molecular function (GO): ligand-gated monoatomic ion channel activity
Source: RefSeq, a predicted model, not a curated record